AUGUCCUUCAGGUCGACCCAGAGAAAUGAGCUCUCCCUUGAAAAACCGGGAACUUCUCAAGCCAAUCUGCCUGGGCUGAAUGAGGAGUCCAAGGGUUUAGACUCGCCCCAGGAGGAGAGCUCCUCAUUUAUGGAGCUCAGACCCAUGAAGGCUGACUCAGACCUCCAAAUGUCUGAAUGCGGUUGCUCGGAGGACUGGUCCACAGUUAACUUCUACUCAGAGGCCCAGGCCGAGAAGCUGCAGGCCUGGUCGGGUCAGCACCGGGACAAUACCCUGAAGAGAACCUUCCUGUCGGAGAAGAGGUUCCCUUCCACUUGGAAACCAGAUCCUUCCUCUGUCAAGAAGCUGGUGAUAAAGGAGAAGAUUGAAGAGCCCUCCCGCCCACUCUGGCCCAACAAGGUUGAGUACAUCUUGGCCCAAGUGGGCUACUCUGCGGGGUCAAUAAGCUUCUGGAACUUUCCCAACCUGUGGAUUCAGAACGGAGGUAUUAAUGCCUGCGGCCAGAACUCAGCCCCCUGCCCCCCUCAACCCCUGAAGCUUGAUAGAGGGGUUUUCUUACUCUCCUACGUCCUCAUGCUCUUCUCGAUCGGCGUUCCUCUGAUGUUCAUGGAGAUGACGUGCGGUCAGAGGCUACAGAAGGGCAUCCUGAGUGUCUGGAAGCUAACCAGCCCCUGGACGACGGGCUUGGGCUACACCAGCUUCGUGGUGUCCAUCCUUGUGAGCUUGUUCUUCAACGUGGCCAAUUGCUGGAGUCUCCUCUAUUUCAGCCAGUCCUUCUGGUUCCCCAUUCCGUGGGAGAAAUGCCCCUUCAUGAAGAACUCCAGUGCAUUUGAUGCGGAGUGUGCCCGGACAACACCCACCAUGUAUUUCUGGUACCGCAAGACUUUGAAGAUUUCUGACACGAUUGGGGACGGUGGCCCAAUAAUCCCCGGUAUCACGGUGUCCCUCUUCCUGAUUUGGUGUCUUACCAGUGUCAUCAUGAUAAACGGGAUCAAGUCUGUGGGGAAGGUGUCGGUUGUGGACUCCAUAAUUAUUUUGUUGGAAAGCGGGACCCACCUCCUGUCUUCCCUGGGCCUCGGCAUCGGCAUAUUUUCCACCUUCUCCUCACACAUGCCUCCGUCCAACAACUGCCUCAUUGAUGCCUUUGUGGUGGCUUUGGCCAAUGUGAGCAUCUCCAUGCUCACCACGCUAAUGUUCGUCUCCAUCAUGGGCUUCUGGGCCUCCAUCAUCGCCCAGCGCUGCAGCGUGAAGAAUGUUAACAUCAUCAUGGAUCUCGUGUACUCGAACAAGCUGCCUCCUGAUGUCCAACCCCCUGGGAACAUUCUCGCUAACCCAGGCGCCCUGUACACCAACUGGCUGGAAAGCCUCCCUCCUGACUUCAAGAGCAUGAUCCUAAGAAAGGUGUCGAGCUGUAAGAUACAGGAUCACAUCUUGCAGGGGGGCUCAGGAUUUGCCUACUUGGCCUUCGUGGAAGCUCUGUCGUUCAUCCCUGGGUCUGGCUUCUGGUUCGUCCUCUUCUUCCUGAUGCACCUGUGUCUUGGGAUGACUUCCGUAGUUGGGGUCUUGCAGAACAUCCUCACCCUCCUUCAGGACACCUUCUCUUUGUUUGAGAAACAUCCCAGGUUGCUCAUAGGCUUUUACUACAUGAAACUGCUGGGGGACUACUGCUUAGUGCUUCCCAUCCUCCUCCUCAUCGCCAUGGAAGCCAUUGCCAUUGCCUGGAUCUAUGGGUUCAAGAGGUUCCUUGAGAAGAUGGUGAUUCUCACAAGCCACCCCGUCCCCCCCAUCUUCUGUGUCCUGCUGGGCAGUCUCUGUCCGUUUAUUCUGAUAGUCCUGGUCCUGCUGGCCUUGAUUUACAUGGAACUGCAGAAGUUCACGUACACGGCCUGGGACUCGAGCACUUCCAGGGAAGUGCUCCGGGAAUACCCAUCGUGGGUGAUCAACGCGAUGAUCUCCUUAAUCGUCAUUAUCUUCCUGCCCAACGUUAUCAACUGUGUCCACGGCUUUGGCUCUCGGUCGUCCAGCACCUUUAUCAAGCCUAUCGUAGUCUCCACGUCCCUCACCCAAAGGGACCAGGAAAGGCCCAAUGAAGUUACGAAGGAAACCGUGAAAAGGUGCUGA
This is a messenger RNA of Elephantulus edwardii (Cape elephant shrew), 2121 nucleotides long. RefSeq names its product orphan sodium- and chloride-dependent neurotransmitter transporter NTT5-like. Gene Ontology annotation, biological process: sodium ion transmembrane transport. The record is from RefSeq and is a predicted model, not a curated record. Bases 1 to 2121 code for a protein of 706 amino acids. The transcript has 10 exons. Lineage: Eukaryota; Metazoa; Chordata; Mammalia; Macroscelidea; Macroscelididae. Gene Ontology annotation, cellular component: membrane.